GGGGUCGGGAUGAUGCGGGUAUGCCAUCAUGCGUGACGCCCCAUGACAAAUUGACGUCAACCUCCCGCACCUGAAUUGCCAGUCAGCUUCAAAGCCAGCCUCAUAUUCCGAGUUAAAACAGCGGCGUGCCCAUCAUCCUCUAUCGUUUUCCGCAGCCUUUCAAUCGCAAUUUGUUCUUCAGAACCGACCUCACCUGUAGUCAUCUUCUACCUCUGUCAUCUUUUCACAAGGCACCAGACCUACUGAAUAUGCUGUGCUUUAGCGCCAGCCGCGCCAAUGCGGCCCUGCAGCGGCCUGUCGAUGCGCGCGCUGCUUGCGCUGUGGUGACCCCUGCCAAGGCCAGGAGGCAUCCGUCUGCUGCUGCGCCCAGGAUCGGCCGGCCGGCUCGCUCAGUGUUGGUGUUUGCUGCUGCCGACCCAAGCAUCGACGAUAUCGUCACGCUUGUUGGCAAGGCUCCGGCCAAGCUUCGCCCGAUGUUGUAUGAGGCAAUCGUGAGGCUACAGGCGCAGGUGGCGGCCCUGGCCAAGGAGGUGGCGGCCCUGGCCAAGGAGAAGGAGGCCAAGGUGACGGCCCUGGCCAAGGACAACAUGGACAAGACUGCGAAACUGGCCAGGACCCAGCAACUGCUUGUGGCCACGCUUUGGGCUGCGGGCGUGGUCAACGCCCACUCCUUCCUGGAGCACGUGGUCAAGAUGUGGAGGAUGGAGCAGAUCGGCGGCCAGAACAAGAAGCGCGUGGACGUCUUCAAGGACGGGCUGAAGGAGCGCCCGAAGCUGGUGGCGUGCCUGCUGCGGGACGUGCCCAGCUGGGCGCCCGCCGGCAUGCACGAGGAGAAGCAGGUGGACAGCCUGGCCAACAACCUGGAGGCCAUCUUCGCCGACACCAGCAACGAUAUUCACACGUUCAACCCGGCGAAGGGGCUGAUUCUGAUCAGGGCCGUGCACAACGGGCCCACAGUGGCGGGCCUGGCCUGCUUCGCGGCGGGCGUGGACGUGCCGUGCCACAUCGAGGAGGAGGACGAAACCUCCAUCAUCGAGAAGGACAACAACGGGGCCUCCACGUGAGGGACGGCUUGUGGCGCCUACGGCGGCCCUGGCAAUGCUGGGCACCCGGGCGUGGGCCGCUGUAUGCGUUGGCGUCAUCAGGUAGUUGGGGGCGUUAGUGCCUCGGCCCCAGCACCCAUAUCGGCGGCUGAAAUAGUGUUCGGCGUUACAGGGGAUUGAGCUGUGCACCUGCAGUGCACCGCUGAGGCUUGUGGGGCAAGACAGCCCUGCACGGCGAUGUAUCAGGGGGGGGGGCGAUCUGCAGGGGGAUGGGGGUGGCGGUUUAGCGGCCACUGACUGCCCCAUGCAUUGUGGCCAGCAGGCCUGGUUGGUGCUUUAGCAGCGGCGGGAGCAGUGGCAGCGUUGCCCAUUGGAUGGCAAUGGGCGCGGCCGCGGCAGCAGAAGAGAAGAGGGCCGCAGGUGGGGGUUCAGCUGCGGUUGUCAUGUGUGUCAGGUUCAUUUGGAAAUGCGUUAGUUAUGACAGACAGUGGCAGGCGAUGGGGUUAAAUAAGAAUCUAGUGGAGUGAAUAAACUAAAUCACAACUGAACUGCCGUAAACAGAACAUAGACGCCUUGACACAUGAAGGGACUGCGUUGGCUGACUGCUCACUGUGGACGCACACGUCGGGAGGCAGGCGGCAACACUUAUGUGUGGGUGCGUGCGUGUGGGUGCGUGUUAGUGAGUGUGUGUGUGGGGGGGGGGGGGGGUAGUGUACUCCAGAAACCAGAAGCAAGCAAGCCAUUACCAAAGCAUUGGGUACGGCCGUGCGGGUUGUGCGCCACCAUGUAGUAGAGUGUGCUUUUAAAUGCUCCGAAUUCAAUAAUGAUUUCGGAGACUGUGCAGGAGUAUGCAUUCAUAGCAUUCGGUCGAGUGCUAUGUUCGUGGUGUGUCUCUUUGGAGCGUUGGGCCGCUGCCAAGCUGUGUUUGUGUGCCAAAUUGCUCACUGUCGACCUAUGCAUGCUCAAACAGUUCACCGCAUGCAGUUUAUGCACAACCGCUGCUACGACUUUUGUACCCAGCCUUGGCUUGCAUGAGCUUUUUGUGUUGUAGAAUGUGGGGGUGUAUUGCCAAGUGUAUGUGUGUGCUCGUGUGUGCAAGAGAGAGAGGGAGUGUGUAGGAUUUAUGGCCUGGUGUAUUGCCGUGUGCGGUGGAAGCAUUUCCAAGCAUACGCCGUAAUGUUUUUCUGAUCAUGUUGAAGGUGGUUGGACGUGAUAGCUGGACAUUUCUUGGCGGGCGGUGCCUGUGCAAACCGACCCCAGCUAUGUCUGGGAGAUGAGGCAUGCUUCGGAACCUUCGGCCUCAGACGAGUACACGCGGUGUGGGCUCAGCUCACUUUUCCCCAUUGGGGCAACCGCCUUUCUUGUCUGAUCGUGGAUGACUUGGUAGUGCGGUAUCGCAAUGCGAACAAUGGUAUGACCUGCGUGUUGCCGGACCUGCAUCUGUGGGCUGGUUGGUGAGCAUUUCCGCAGCCUAGUUCUACCCCGCCCGGCUCACGUGCUGCGUUGCGUUGAUUUCCCGCGGUCCGGACAUAUAUGCGAUGUGGUUUAAUGUUGUUGCAGGAUUGGAAGUGUGCUCAGGAGAUUAGCUAACGAAAUGCGAAUGCAAAAUCGACCAGUCGUUACUAUUGCGGAUUACAAGCAGGGGACGGUGUAAACACCGUCUUCG
Messenger RNA from Chlamydomonas reinhardtii, 2709 nucleotides. RefSeq lists its product as uncharacterized. The coding region runs from base 249 to 1064 and encodes 271 amino acids. Lineage: Eukaryota; Viridiplantae; Chlorophyta; Chlorophyceae; Chlamydomonadales; Chlamydomonadaceae. The record is from RefSeq and is a predicted model, not a curated record. The transcript has 6 exons.